Messenger RNA from Mustela lutreola (European mink), 4992 nucleotides. RefSeq names its product myocardial zonula adherens protein (gene MYZAP). The record is from RefSeq and is a predicted model, not a curated record. Gene Ontology annotation, cellular component: RNA polymerase II, holoenzyme; nuclear envelope; intracellular anatomical structure. The transcript is spliced from 11 exons. The coding region runs from base 110 to 1273 and encodes 387 amino acids. Gene Ontology annotation, biological process: intracellular signal transduction; maintenance of ER location. NCBI's taxonomy places the organism in Eukaryota, Metazoa, Chordata, Mammalia, Carnivora, Mustelidae.
ACCGCCCCCUCGGUCCCAGCCUGCACCGCCCCCGCGCUGGGCGGGCUCCGCGCGCUUAUUCGGCUGGGGGCAGCGCCGCUGCGGGCCAUCCGCCGGCCGCCGCUGCGGGAUGCUGCGCUCCACGUCCACCGUCACCCUGCUCUCGGGCAGCGGCGCCGGGGCGCCCAGCAGGAGGGCGAAUGUCUGCAGACUGCGGCUGACCGUCCCCCCCGAGAGUCCGGCCUCAGAGGCAGGUCAAAAGAAGACUGAAAGAAAAGAACAACAGCCUGACCUAAGCAAUGGGGAGUCCACCAGGAAACUUCCUCAGGGUGUUGUCUAUGGUGUGGUGCGGAGAUCGGAUCCAAAUGAGCAGAAGGAAAUGGUGGUGUACGGGUGGUCCACCAACCAGCUGAAAGAAGAGAUGAACUACAUCAGAGACGUGAGAGCCACUUUGGAAAAAGUAAGGAAGCGAAUGUAUGGAGACUAUGAUGAAAUGAGACAGAAGAUUCGACAGCUCACCCAGGAAUUGUCAGCUUCCCAGGCUCAGCAGGAGUAUCUCAAGAAUCACAUCCAGACACAGUCGUCAGCCCUGGACAGUUUUAAUGCCACGAACUCGGCCUUAACGUCGGACUCCAUCGGCCUACAGAAAACCCUGGUGGAUGUUACUUUGGAAAAUAGCCACAUUAAGGAUCAAAUGAGAGACCUGCGGCAGACCUAUGAAGCCUCCGUGGGCCAGCUGCGGGAAAAGCAGAGGCAGUUGGAGGUGGCGCAGGUCGAAAACCAGCUGCUGAAAAUGAAGGUGGAAUCCUCCCAGCAAGCCAAUGCGGAGGUGAUGAGAGAGAUGACCAAGAAGCUGUACAGCCAGUACGAGGAGAAGCUGCAGGAGGAACAGCGGAAGCACAGCGCCGAGAAGGAGGCUCUCCUGGAAGAAACCAAGAGUUUUCUGAAAGCAAUUGAGGAAGCCAAUGAAAAGAUGGAAGCGGCGGAGAUCAGCCUGGAGGAGAAGGACCGGAGGAUCGGAGAGCUGGACAGGCUGAUUGAGCGCAUGGAAAAGGAACGUCAUCAGCUGCAGCUCCAGCUCCUGGAGCAUGAAACGGAAAUGUCAGUGGAAAUAAUGGACUCUGACAAGGAAAGGUAUCAGCAGCUGGAGGAGGCAUCGGCCAGCCUCCGGGAGCGGAUCCGGCACCUGGACGACAUGGUGCAUUGUCAGCAGAAGAAGGUCAAGCAGAUGGUUGAGGAGAUCAUGUCACACGAGCUCUUCUCCAGAUUUAGUCUCCGGUUCUUUGGAAGAUGAUAAAAUGGUAGCCUGGGUUGGACGCAAUUCCUUUUACUGUUCGAGAUUAGAAGAACACUUGUCCUCUGCUGGGAAGAGGUGGCAUGUCUCUCUGUGAGAAGCCGAUGAACGAAACGGAAGGACAUGCUGUGGAAAGGAAACUUUGACCACGUAGGGCUUUCAUUUGUGAAAACACCACACACCCUCACUGCCACUUGUCCAACCUCACGCUGCAGACUCCUGAGAACUCAAGGGAUAUUUUUAGAAGCUUGGGUUCCUAGAUCUCAAACAAAGAGCUGCUGUGAAAAAUAAUACUAAAAAAUAAUUCAGGAACUGCCAGGUGGAGGCUGGUGCUAAGAUCUUGGAAAAGGAAGCCUCCCUUCUGGAAAGCUGCUGAGGACACCUGCUAAGGAGGGGACGCAGGCUUGAAGAACUCAAGUGCUCCGGGAAGGAAGUGUUCCCCACCAGAUCACCCCCACAUAACACGGAAGCGGCCAAGUAUCCGUGGGGUUUGGUUAUAUUUGCAUGUGGGAAGUGGCCCUCAGGUGUCCUCUUGGAAUGGAGAUCCAAAGCGCUAGUCAAUGUAGCAUUCUCUUUGUUGAGGCCGGGUUUGGUUUGCUUUGUAUCUCCAUGGGUGUUCUGCCCAUAUAGACUGUUCAGCUAACUUUGUGGAAAGGAGAGGUCUGUCUGAAGGAAAGAGAAAUGUAUUUGGUCGAAAUAUAUUGAAGCGAAAUAUGCUCCAUGCCUGCUUCAUUUUUAUAGAGAUCUUCUUGAGGCAAGCCACAGGGCCUGGUCAGUCAUGAAAACUUUACAGUGUUACUAAAGACUGGUAGAGGUAGCAGCGGCAGCUGUGGUGGUGGUAAUGCGUGGGUUACCCUGAUGAGCUGGCAGCCUGGGCUGAGGGAGUGGCUUCAUUAGGGGACAGGAUGUUACUUAGGCGCUGGAUGGGUCCCCGCCCCCACUUCCCGUGGCAGAGUGGGCAGGUAAAAUGGUUUCUGUCAGUAUUUAUCUUUGGUCUCUCAUUCAGGUGCUUCUGCCCCAUGAUAGCAAGUAGGCAGUGGAUGGCAAAGGAAGCCUGGGAUUCUUAAGGCUACAGUUUUGUCCCUUGGCUCCUCACAUCCCCGCCCAAAGGAGGAGUUACUCAGAUGUUUGAAGCAGAAUUUACUUAGAGUAAAUAAAAACAUGACAGUUUAAAAUGUUCAUAUUUGACAUAUUAGUCACUUCUUUAUUUUAAAAUCUUAGACACCUUAUCUAAAAUGUGAUGUUUUAAGAAGGUAUCAGAAAACUCACCGUGUGUGUGAAGCUUUUCUUUCCCUAUCUGUUAUGGAAAUAUUGCAGGUUUCUUUUAUGACACCUGCUGAUUAAUAUAUUCAGGAUAUAAACCAUCCUUUUAAGGGACGAAGUCUUUUCUUUGUAAUUGUCACUGACUUCACCUUCUCUUUGUUGAGUUUGUUUGCGAUUGGCUGUGAAAUAUUUCUUGGAGACCUGGGUGCCUAUGUUCUACCCGUAGAGUUUGUGAGGUUGCACUCAUGUUCAAGUCACUAUCAGCUACUGAAAGUUUCUCAUGCCUCUUGGCCAUGUGUCUAGACCUAACAUUCCCACAUUCAUCCUCGUAUGGGGCAUAUGAAUAGCAUAGUUUUUUGGGGUGGGGGGGCACAGAAAACUGAAACUUAGACUCUUGAAUAAUAAGUAGCUGGCAGUCUCUCAGCAAAUGAUGAUGGUGUUGGGGCCACAAUAAGAUCUUUGGCUCCAAAGGCAGUGUUCCCUCUUUGCUUCUCAUUUUUGUGUAUUUUUUUAAUUUGAAAAAAAAAAUUGCAAUAUGAAAAAUGAUAGAGAGUAGUAAAAAAAAAAAGACACAGGUACUCUCCUCUAGAAGUGCCAAAAUGUUAACAUCUUGGCAUAUUUCAGAUUUUUUCCAAGUAAAAUAAAAAAGUAGAAGGAGGUUCUUUUUAUUCCUCUGGUCUUUUCCCUUCUUCCCCACUCCCUCCCUCUUCAAAAGCCAUUUGGUCUCCAUCUAGGCCACGUUUUGGUGUUUUUACAGCAUACGUAUGUACCUAUUAUCAGUGUUUAGCCUCAUGUAUGUGUUUAAAAAUGUAUGUCCAUCUUUGUUUAUAAUCUCCAAGUAAGUAGAUUUUAUUGUAUAUAGUAUUCAACUUACUCUUUUCCCCAGUUUUGUUUUUGUUUUUGGUGGUGUUGCCUAUGGAGCUACACUAUUUAUUUUAAUGGAUCUCUAAUAUUUCAUUGAAUUAAUGUAACGUUAUGUGUCCUAUUGACAGAUGUUUGACUUGUUUCCAGAUUUUUGUUCUUUUACAAACAAUGCCAAGCAGUCUCCUUGCUUCUGUUGUUGGGGAACGUGGCUGGAGGAGGACCUGCUUGGGCCUUGGGUCAGCACAGUUUCCCCUUCAUUAGAUACUGCCCAGUUGGUCUCCGGAGGGGGCGCCCACUUCCACCCACCGGGAGUGUGGAUUUCCCCACAUCCUCACCACCUCUUGGCGCUGUUGGACCAUAAUUUUAGCUGGCUGUGAAAUAGUACCUCUUUGUUUUGAUUGUAAUUUGCUCCAGCCGGAUUACUGCUCAUGGCUCCGGGUGCCUCUGAGCAUCCUUUCAUCAGUGUGUUGACCAUUCAGUCUUCCUCCCCUUUCAUGAGCUGGCUGUUUCUAUCUCUUGUGCACUUUCCCAUAUGGUGAUCACUUCUGCUGCUGAAUUGUCGGGACUCUGCAUACUGCAAUACUGAUCAUUUGUCACAGUGUUUCUUCGCCCAGCCAAUGUGUUUCUUUGUUUAUGGUAUCUUGUGUAAGGCACACAUUUUACAUAAACUGGCUAAUGCUUUGGUGCUGUGUCUUGGGUCUUGUUUGUUUGCCAUCUAUCUAUCUAUGUAUAUAUAGUAUAUAUAUAAUGUAUAUAUACAUCCUCAUGUAUAUAUACAUAUAUAUACAUUUUUAAUUAACAUAUAAUGUAUUAUAAACCCCAGGGGUACAGGUCUGUGAAUUGCCAGGUUUACACACUUCACAGCACUCACCAUAGCACAUACCCUCCCCAGUGUCCAUAACCCCACCACGCUCUCCCUACCCUCCCUCCUCCGGCAACCCUCAGUUUGUUUUGUGAGAUUGAGUCUCUUAUGGUUUGUCUUUCUCCCAAUCCCAUUUUGUUUCAUUUUUUCCUUCACUACCCCCCAAACCCCCCAUGUUGCGUCUCAACUUCCUUGUAUCAGGGAGAUCAUAUGAUAAUUGUCCUUUUCUGAUUGAGUUAUUUCACUUAGCAUAAUGCUCUGUAGUUCUAUCCAUGUCGUCACAAAUGGCAAGUUUUCAUUUCUUUUGAUGGCUGCAUAAUAGUCUAUUGUUUGUAUGUGUGUGUGUGUGUGUGUGUGUGUAUAGAUCACAUCUUCUUUAUCCAUUCAUCUGUGCCAUCAGGAUAUCUUUGUGAUCAUUUUAGAGUUUUGUUUUUCGUCUUUAUGGUUUAGUUACAACCCCUACCACACUCAUAGCCUUUAUCUUCUCUUACUCUUUUCCUCCAUACACUUACAUCCUAGAAUAGAUAUACUGCAUUUCUCUGUUUCGCUUACUUGUUUGUUGUCUGCUUGCCCCCACUAGAAUGUAAGCUCCACAAGGGCAGUGGCUUUUCUCUGUUUUGCUCUUGGCUAGACUCCUAACAUCUGGAACAGUCACUGGUGUAUAGUAGGUGUUCAAUGAAUGUUUGAUGAACAAAUAAAGAAUAAUCCAUGUGGAAUUUAUUUCUCUGUA